Molecule: messenger RNA, 491 nt
Organism: Hypomesus transpacificus
Lineage: Eukaryota; Metazoa; Chordata; Actinopteri; Osmeriformes; Osmeridae
Gene: cox7a1
Product: cytochrome c oxidase subunit 7A2, mitochondrial
Exons: 4
Coding region: 101-346 (81 amino acids)
Biological process (GO): regulation of oxidative phosphorylation; mitochondrial respirasome assembly; mitochondrial electron transport, cytochrome c to oxygen
Source: RefSeq, a predicted model, not a curated record
UGGUUCAGAAGCCAAGUGUGGUGAUGUGCCCUUGUACAGCCCUGGCUAGACCACAACACACCAGCAGCAGCAGGCAGCCUUACAGACAGCAACCUCCACCAUGAACCACCUUCUGAAAGUUCCUCGUCUCGCUAGCCGAGCCUUCACCACGUCCAGCAGACACAUGAAGAACAAGGUUGCAGAAGCACAGAAGCUCUUUCAAGAAGACAAUGGUCUACCAGUUCACAUCAAAGGAGGAACCACUGACGUUCUUCUCUACCGAUUAACCAUGACCAUCACCAUCGCAGGAACAGGCUUUUCUCUCUACUGGCUGCUGGUAGCCUGCCAGCCCAAGGGUAAAGUGUGACCAGGAGAGGGAGGAGGAGGCUGGAGAGCUAGAUCACUCUGCUGCAUGCAAGGAACUGUUGUACAAAUCAAAUUCAAUUUCUUUUGCAGCCUCCUUAUGGCGUGAGACAUUGUAUGUACAGAAUAAAGCUCACUGUUGGAGCCUG